CAGCGACUCAAAUAAUGAUCGUUUUCGACGCCUGGAAGCCGAAAAUGCCAAACUACCACCUCAGGACUCUGAAGAAUAUUUGUUGGCUCGUUUGGAGCGUCAAAAUGCUCUUUUGAAUGCUGACCCUAAAUCUGUCUGUAUCGAAUCCAACCGUCUCAAGGCAGAUUUCUCUACUCUACGAACCCUCGUCUCCGAUAACACGUUCUCACCCACACGUAUCGAGGAUACCGAGGCUCUGUUGAACCGGAGCUCUAUCAAACACACACUCGAAUCCACAGACUACGAUGUGUCUGAUUGGGAUUUCUGGCAGUGUGUGGUCGACGAUUUCCCUGUAGCUGCUGCUAAAUUACCCCACCUGCUGGCUGCCAAAUUACGUUACGGCGGGAUUCCUCAUCGUCUCAGAGGUGUGGUGUGGCAAGCCAUGGCACGUUCCUCGGCCACAAACUUGGAAUCGAUGUAUGAUAGUCUGGUUCUCGAAGAGACCCAGAGCCCAUCCCCUUACGAACGAGUCAUCAAGCGUGACCUCUCCCGCACCUUCCCUCACAUCGAAAUGUUCAAAGCUGACGGAGGAGAGGGCCAGCAAGCCAUGGGCCGUCUGCUCAAGGCCUACAGUGUCUACGAUGCCCAUGUGGGCUACUGUCAAGGACUGGCCUUCUUGGUUGGACCUCUAUUGAUGGUGAUGCCAGAAAAGCAAGCAUUUUGUGUAUUUGUGAGAUUGAUGGAGACCUAUGAUAUGCGUACAAUGUUUACUCUCAACAUGGAAGGUCUUCACCUUCGUCUGCAUCAAUUCCAGACUUUGCUAUCCCAAAGAUGUCCUCGUCUUGAUGCUCAUCUUACCCAGCACUCAAUUCACCCGGCCAUGUAUGCCUCGCAGUGGUACCUAACCCUCUUCGCCUACUCACUGCCCUUGCCACUAGUCCUGCGUAUCUAUGAUCUUGCUCUGGCCGAAGGUGCUGUCGAGACCAUCACACGUGUGGCCAUUGCCCUCAUGGUCAAGAACGAGGAGCACUUGCUUGACAUUGACGACUUUGAAGAACUCAUGAUCUACCUU
Phycomyces blakesleeanus NRRL 1555(-) is the source of this 1051-nucleotide messenger RNA. RefSeq lists its product as hypothetical. The record is from RefSeq and is a predicted model, not a curated record. The annotation marks the transcript as partial. Lineage: Eukaryota; Fungi; Mucoromycota; Mucoromycetes; Mucorales; Phycomycetaceae. The transcript has 4 exons.